UCUGGAAGAGCCCCGCCUGGGCCCAAGUGUGCAGAGGAUGGAAACACUCCCCCGGCAAUGUCUCUGGGCCGCCUCCUUCGCCGGGCCUCCUCCAAAGCCUCGGACCUCUUGACCCUCACCCCCGGUGGCGGCGGUGGGCCCCCUUCCGUCCUGGAUGGGGAGAUCAUCUACUCCAAGAACAAUGUCUGCGUGCACCCGCCGGAAGGGUUGCAGGGGCUCGGGGAGCACCACCCAGGUUACCUGUGCUUGUACAUGGAGAAGGAUGAACUGCUGGGGACCACCCUCAUCCUCGCAUGGGUUCCCAACUCCCGGAUCCAGAAGCAGGACGAGGAGGCGCUGCGUUACAUCACCCCCGAGAGCUCCCCCGUGCGCAAGGCACCCCGCCCUCGGGGCCGGCGUACCCAGAGCUCGGGGGCCCCCCCUCCGCCGUCCCCCAUGGAGCCCAGGCCCACCCUAAUCCCCAGAGAUGAGGACAUCCUGGUGGUGGCCCAGAGCAUGCGAGACCCCGAGCGUGUCAGCCCUUCGCCCGAGGACGGGGAGAAGUUGGCCCUGGGCCUGGGGACAGACAGCUCCCUCCUGGCCUCUCAGCCAGCCCACAGUGACUCGGGAAUCUUGUCGGCGGUCAGCUCGCAGGACGGGACGGAAGAGGGCCGGGAGCCGCGACCCGAGGCGGGCGAGGAGGAGGGCUCCUUGGAGCUGUCGGCCGAGGGCGUGAGCAGGGCCAGCUCCUUCGACUCGGACUCAGAGGCCUUCUCUUCACCCUUCUGCCUCUCGCCCAUCAGCGCCGCCCUCGCAGAGAGCAGCAGCUCCGUGUUCCUGGAGAGCGAGAGCGGCUCCCCCUCCAGCGUGGACGCCCACCUGCAGUUCCCGGACAGCAGUGGCCUCCUGCAGCCCCCGCGCUGGGACGAGCCGCAGCGGGCCUGCGCCUUGGAGCAGAUCUGCGGUGUGUUCCGAGUGGACUUGGGUCACAUGCGCUCCCUCCGCCUCUUCUUUAGCGAUGAGGCCUGCACCAGCGGCCAGCUGGUCGUCGCCAGCCGGGAAAGCCAGUACAAGGUGUUCCACUUCCACCACGGUGGCCUGGACAAGCUGCCCGACGUGCUUCAGCAAUGGAAAUACUGCGCAGAGACGCACCUCAAAGACCAGCAGGUCGCCGACGAAAAGACGUGCAUGCAGUUCUCCAUUCGGCGUCCCAAACUGCCGUCUUCCGAGACGCACCCCGAGGAAAGCAUGUACCGACGGUUGGAUGUCGCGGCCUGGCUCCGCCACCUGAACGCGCUGGGCCAGGUGGAGGAGGAGUACAAGCUCCGCAAGGCCAUUUUCUUCGGCGGCAUUGAUGUGUCAAUCCGGGGGGAGGUCUGGCCCUUCCUGCUGCGUUAUUACAGCCACGAGUCGACGUCGGAGGAAAGGGAGGUGCUGCGGCUGCAGAAGAGAAAGGAAUACGCCGAGAUCCAGCAGAAAAGGCUCUCCAUGACCCCUGAAGAGCACAGAGCGUUCUGGCGGAACGUGCAGUUCACCGUGGACAAGGAUGUGGUACGGACAGAUCGAAGCAACCAGUUCUUCAGAGGAGAAGGCAAUCCCAAUGUGGAGAGCAUGAGGAGGAUCCUGCUGAACUAUGCGGUGUACAACCCAGCCAUCGGCUACUCCCAGGGCAUGUCGGACCUGGUGGCACCCAUCCUGGCCGAGGUCCUGGACGAGUCAGACACCUUCUGGUGCUUUGUGGGUUUGAUGCAGAACACGAUCUUUGUCAGCUCUCCUCGGGAUGAGGACAUGGAGAAACAGCUGCUGUACCUGCGGGAGCUGCUGCGGCUGACGCACCUGCGCUUCUACCAGCACCUGGUCUCACUGGGCGAGGACGGCCUGCAGAUGCUCUUCUGCCACCGCUGGCUGCUGCUGUGCUUCAAGCGGGAGUUUCCCGAGGCUGAGGCUCUGCGGAUCUGGGAGGCCUGCUGGGCCCACUACCAGACGGAUUACUUCCACCUUUUCAUCUGUGUGGCCAUCGUGGCCAUCUACGGGGAUGACGUCAUUGAGCAGCAGCUGGCCACCGACCAGAUGCUUCUGCACUUCGGAAACCUGGCCAUGCACAUGAAUGGGGAGCUUGUUCUCAGGAAGGCAAGGAGUUUGCUCUAUCAGUUUCGCCUCCUGCCGCGGAUCCCCUGCAGCCUGCAUGACCUGUGCAAGCUGUGUGGGACUGGCAUGUGGGACAGUGGUUACAUGCCCGCCGUGGAGUGCACAGGCCAGCACCCGGGGUCUGAGAGCUGCCCAUAUGGGGGCACUGUGGAGACGCCUUCGCCCAAGCCCCCCAGAGAAGGCAGGAAGGGCCCAAAGACGCCCCGGGAAGGCUUCGGUUUCCGCAGAUAGGUUGGGCUCCCUGUGCUAGACGAGGGGUGAGGGAACCUCAGCCAGGUCCCAAGCAUGGGGGAGGGGGUGGGGCUGGGCUUGGAGGGGAUGGGAUGGUAGAAACAGAAGGAAAAUGCCCUUGGGCGGCAUGAAGGGAAACUUUUCAUAUUAAGGACAAAAGCGGAGUCCAGAAGUGACAGAAGUGGAACCCGCCAGCUGCCCAGAGAAAAGUCACCUCCCAAAAAAGCGGGACCAAAAUGCACAGCCAUCCCACCUGGACACGCAGGCUGGCUGGGUUCUCGUGUUGCCUGCCUUUGAUGGCUCUCCACACGUCCCAGGAAUUCCUCCAGCUUCAUCAGCCACCGAAGGGUAUUGCCAGGCACUGGGAAAGGCAGAGACAGAAGGAGAGGUCUUGUGCACCCACCAGUGCCGGGGAGUGCAGAACAAGGGGGUCCUGUCCAGGCCCAGAGACAUCUUUGCAAGCCGGACACACCCGCCUCAUCAGGCUUCAUUCUCUGAAAGAACCAAACAUACUCCACAGCUUCUCCAGCCACAGCUGCAAAGCUGAUGUGAAGACAUCUGCC
Molecule: messenger RNA, 2921 nt
Organism: Aethalodelphis obliquidens (Pacific white-sided dolphin)
Lineage: Eukaryota; Metazoa; Chordata; Mammalia; Artiodactyla; Delphinidae
Gene: TBC1D16
Product: TBC1 domain family member 16
Exons: 11
Coding region: 58-2358 (766 amino acids)
Biological process (GO): activation of GTPase activity
Cellular component (GO): early endosome
Molecular function (GO): GTPase activator activity
Source: RefSeq, a predicted model, not a curated record